AUGAGGGCCAAUUCUGUUGUGCGGGCGCAUUCCCUCGCCUCCAGUUGUCUUCGCAUUUCCGCUCGUUCGGCGUCUCGCCUUCCUUCACGAUGCGCACUCUCUACCGCUGCAGCGUCGCGGACACCCUACACUAAUGGCACAAAGACUGAUGCAUGGAUAUGUAACCAGAAGACCUUUAUGCAGAGGAGGUGGCAAUCUGCAGCUGCUCAAGUGCUGGAGCAAGCUAAAGAGGACCCGUCAGCAUUGACGCAAGAGAAGAUUGUCGAAGGCCUGGAUCCUGUAGAAUGGGAACGACUUUCUCGAGUCCGCAACAUCGGAAUCGCCGCCCACAUCGACUCUGGAAAAACCACCGCCACCGAACGCGUUCUCUACUACACCGGGCCGCAUCAACAGUAUACAUGA
Messenger RNA from Parastagonospora nodorum SN15, 402 nucleotides. RefSeq lists its product as hypothetical. Gene Ontology annotation, cellular component: cytosol. Gene Ontology annotation, biological process: ribosome disassembly. Gene Ontology annotation, molecular function: GTPase activity; GTP binding. The record is from RefSeq and is a predicted model, not a curated record. The transcript is spliced from 2 exons. Lineage: Eukaryota; Fungi; Ascomycota; Dothideomycetes; Pleosporales; Phaeosphaeriaceae. Bases 1 to 402 code for a protein of 133 amino acids.